Molecule: messenger RNA, 1543 nt
Organism: Prorocentrum cordatum
Lineage: Eukaryota; Dinophyceae; Prorocentrales; Prorocentraceae
Source: the annotation of a GenBank genome assembly
CACACUCGGCCCCACUUCUACCCAGACUCGCUCACGCUGAGACUCCCAGAGCCAGACCCACGCUUAUCCAGAUGCAAGUAUCCUUGUGGCUGAGGGCAUCUGGCGCAGGAGUUCUGAGCUCAAGGCUGCUCUCGACCCGCGCUCGCUUCUCCGUGCAGGAUGGAAAGCAUCCUACACAAGGGCAAGGGGAGCACGCUGCGCUUCCCGAUCGGCACGCAGGUGCUGUGCCAGACGUCCUACGCAGCGGAAGGGUGGGAGCCCGGGGUUGUGGUGGACCACUGGUACACGCAGGACGGGUUCCCGGAGGAUUAUUUCGCCCCCUACCAGGUGCAGCUUGACGACGACACCCUGAUCUUCAUUCCCGAGGAUACCCCGAAGCUGUGCCGCGAGAGGGUGCCGGCGUGGUGGGAGAGGGCGUUCAAGACCAGCGGGGAGGCUCCGGCUGCGAGCGAGGUCCUGGCCGCCGCCAGCGGGGCCGACGCGGACGAGCGGAACCACAGUGGCACCACAGCUCUCGCAGCGAGUGCGCACAAUGCCCCGGCGCGGUCGACGACAAGGGGCGGAGCCCUCUUCACCUUGCGGUCGCCGCCCGGUGCACCACGCCCGAGCAGGUGCGCGCCUCGGUGCAGGCGCUCCUGGAGGCCCGGGCAGACCCGAACGCACAGGACCGGGAUCUGGGGAGGGACCCGGAACUCAAAGCAAGUCGUUCGAGGAGCGCGACAGGCACCGCACACACUGCACUACUGCGCCGCAUGGGACUACACGGCUGCCGCGGAGCUGCUGCUGAAGGCACGGGCCGACCCGACCAUCAUCGACGGCCAGUACAUGACGCCUUUGCACCUGGCGAUCGACGAGGGGUGCUCGCGCGAGAUGGUCUCCCUAUUGCUGGCGGGCAAGUCCGACCCCGACAAAGCAUGGUGAUUGGCCUGAACUCGUCCUAUUUGCUUGAGGCCGCGCGCAGCGGUGACUCCGAUCUGGCCGCCGCGCUGAUCCAUGCCAAGGCGAAUGUCGAUCUGGCCGGAAAGAACGGUAUGACCCCGCUGAUCAUGGCCGUGAGAUGUGGCAAGGUCAACGUGGCGCAGUUGUUGAUCGAGGCAGGGUGCGACACCACUCUCAAGGCGAUGGGCAAGACGGCCGGUGAGUUUGCGCUGAAGAGCCCUGAUUCAAGUAUGGCACAGUUGCUUGGCGCGGAGGCUAGCGGGGUUUCGAAGGACAUUAGGAAGAAUUUGUUCUUGGUAUGAGUGGGCACAGCGGCAACGUUGCCAAUGCUCUCCCAUCUUUAGUUAGGUGCGCCUUCCGGGCGCUGUCUCGGAGGGUUCUUGUUUACGGCCUGCACUCUGCCCCAGCCUCUGCUCGUACCUCUUGUUCGCCCUAUCUUCCUCGCGGGCCUAGUUCUCCAGCGCUCGGGGGUGUUGUUUUCUGCUCGCAGGCGGUGCCGGGAGGGCGUUCCCGCGAAUCCCGGCCAACAAAAACGUGUGCGCCGCGCCGCGGCGCGCAGCCGCAGGCUGGCGGUCGCCUGUGAUUGUGAAUUGGGUGCCGUGGC